UAUUGCACUUCGACAUGCCCUUGUCCAAACGAGCUCUCUGCCCACAUGCCCCGCGGCGCCGCCACCCGGCAGGCGAGUGGACGGGCUGCGGCCUCGACGAGUUCAUGUGUUCCUCGGGCGACCAGUGCAUCCCGAAGUCCCAGCGCUGCGUCCUCUCCACCGACCCUCGCCACGGCUGCGCGGACGGCUCGCACCUGCUGGGCUGCAAGGAGCCCAGUUGCCCGGCCGACAUGUUCAAGUGCCACUCGGGGCCGUGCCUGGAGAAGUCCCGCGUGUGCAACCAGUACAUCGACUGCCCCUACACUUGGGACGACGAGAACUCCUCCACAGAUCAGAAGUGCCCGUUCCCUUGCUCGAUCCAGGCCCCGCAGUGCCAGUGCCAGCACCUGGAUGCCAACUGCUCCGGCCUCGGCCUAAGGGCCUUCCCCGACAUGGACAAGGGCAUCAAUCGCUUUUUCUUCUCGGACAACUUCCUGAACGAGACGGUGCACAAAGAGCCCAUCAAAGGACAUGACAACAUCGUUUAUUUAGACUUGGCGCGCAACCAGAUCAGGUACUUGUACAACGGAACCUUCCAGAACCUGUGGCGCCUCCGGAUCCUUGAUCUGAGCGAGAAUCAGCUGACGAUUCUGAGCGACGGCGCCUUCACCGGCCUGAGGAAUCUCAGGACGCUGCAUCUCCAUGGCAACCAGAUAACAACUCUGCGUUACUACGCAUUUUACGGCCUCAGAAACUUGCCAACUCUGGACCUCAGCAACCAGCUUAUUCACUCCAUUGAGCCCCAGGCCUUCGUGGGGCUUAGGAACCUCACUACACUGAUCCUGGCUAACAACGUCCUUACGGUGGUGGAUGACGCAGCGUUUUCUGGCCUGGGAAACCUGAAGAAGUUAGUCCUAAGACACAACGCCCUCCAGAGCCUCAGUGAGCAGCUGUUUCACACCGUCCCUCGGCUGGAUCACCUAGAGACGGACGAGUUCCGGUGGUGUUGCCUGGCGCGGGCCGUGCACACGUGCCUGCCGGCGGCCGACGAGUUCUCCUCGUGCGAGGACCUCAUGUCCAACCUGGUGCUCCGCGUCUGUAUCUGGAUCCUGGGCUUCGUGGCGCUCGUCGGCAACACCUUCGUCAUCCUCUGGAGGAGCAUCUAUUCCAGCAAGAAUAAGAUGCACUCGUUCCUGAUCGUAAACCUUGGGCUGGGCGACCUGCUCAUGGGCGUGUACCUGCUGAUCGUGGCGGCGGUGGACGUGCAGUACCGCGGCGUCUACUCGGCCUACGAGCUCGUGUGGAAGAACUCGUUCCUGUGCCAGUUCGCCGGGUUCAUCAGCACCUUUUCCUCCGAGCUAUCCGUCUUCACUCUGACAGUCAUCACCGUCGACCGCCUCAUCACGAUCAAGUUCCCCUUCGACGUGCUGGAGCCGAGCGUCAUGCGCGGGGUGAUGGCGGGCGUGUGGGUGUGUGUGGGCGUCCUGGCAGCCCUCCCGCUCUCCCGCUUGGACUACUUCGGAAAUUUCUACGGGCGGUCGGGCGUCUGCCUCGCCCUGCACAUCACCAACGAGAAGCCCGACGGCUGGGAGUACGCCGUCUUCAUCUUCCUCGUGCUGAACUCCGUGUCGUUCACGGUGAUCGCCGUCAGCUACGCCCUCAUGUACGUGGCGGCGCGGGACACGCAAUCGGCCGCACGCCCCAGCACGGGCGGCGGCGUGCACGGGGUGGACGCGCGGGCGAGCGAGGGGGCCAUGGCCACGCGCAUGACGCUCAUCGUGGCCACCGACGCGGCCUGCUGGCUGCCCAUCAUCGUGCUCGGGGUGCUGUCCCUGUGCGGCAUCGCGGUGCCCAGGAAGGUGUUCGCGUGGAUCGCCGUCUUCGUCCUCCCGCUCAACGCCGCCGUGAACCCGGUGCUGUACACGCUGUCGACGGCCCCCGUGCGGCUCCGCGCAGGGCACGCCUGGCGGUCCGUGCGCAGCACCACCAACAGCAAGAGCAACAGGAACAGGUCGAACCGCACAGGGAAGUGGUGCUCAUCCUUCCGGAGUCGCCUGAACACCGAAGUGACCGAUACGCCCCCCUUCAGCGACCAGCGGCUUCUCAGCUCCAAGGUGCCCAUCUGUGUGUACACAUCAGUCCUCCCACGAGCCACAGAGCCCCUCCACUACACCCAUAAGAUCCUGGACGCAGGCAUGGAGAACACCGCUUCAGGGCGAGGCGACACAACUAUGAACUCCAGCGAUGGGGGAAUCCUCAUGCCUCUCUGCCCGAGGGACAGCAGCACGCCCGAGCCCAAGGAAGAACCAGGAUCGCUGGAACUCGUCCCCUUGGAAGAGCUGACGACACCCCUGCAGCCCUCCUCCGCCCGUAGGUCCUCCAGGAGACACAGCAGGAGGAAGAACCACUCUGAUCAUCGGACUCGUAAGGCUCGACCAGAAAAUGGAAAUAUAGAAACCCAGAAAAGAUAAGAAAUGAAGUGCACACAGAAGCUCGGAGGACUUUUGCCAAAGCAUCUGCCAAGCAGUCUACUAUUUGUUCAGCUCUGGUUAUACCAAAUAUAAAAUCCUAAGAUAUUACCAUUUUUGGUGGCAUUUCUUUAUCAAAUGUAAAAACCUACAUCAUGUCUAGAUUAAUAUAUUAUUUUAUUAUUUUCAGUAAAUUAUGUGUAAUACAUUCCUAUCAUGUUAUUUCCAGUAUGAAGUGUAUAAGCAAUGUAUGUGUGCCAAUGUAUAUGUAACUGCAUAUUUAUCUACACAGACUGGCAUAAAAGCAACAGUGUGAGAGAAAAUAGCAAAUAUAAAUAUUUUAAAAUGAGUGUAUACAGAUUUCAAACCUUUUACUGCUUUCAUGGAUCUGAAUUAGCACCGCCUUCUCUUCUCUCAUAAUUGGCAUCCUCCCUACAGCCUUUGCAUCUCUGUGUAUUUCAAGGUCUCCUACUUUGAAAAAGAAAAGAUAUUUAUGGGCAACAAUUCAGUAAUGUGGAAUAUUUAUAAAUCUUCUCCAUCUCUAUUGCCCUUCCUUCACUCAUCAUAUAAGAUUUCAUAUCAGUGCAUUAAAAAUUGCAAUCUUAUUACAUAGUAAAUCUUCUAAAGAUACAUAUAACUAUUCUUCCUCCAUAAAGAAAGUGAUCUUUCUAGUCAAUAUACAGUAUUAGUAAACAAUAAAGCAAUAUGCAGGCAAUAUGCAGCAGCUCUUUCUGCAUAAACUAGAAGGCAGCUGUCAAAUAAGAUCUUUCUCAGAGAUACCUAAAAAAUGAAGACAGUUUAUUAGCCUUAGAGGCCAUAGCCUAAACAUGCUUCAUACAGUGCUUCAACAAGAAGUAUUUCAUCAUGUGCAUCAUAUAAGAACCAAGACAUUGAUACUGUAAUACUGACUGCUUUAUUCAAGUUAGAAAAGCUCAAUUUUCAUCCAGGCAAAUGAGGAUUUUUUUUUUUAUGAAACUGAAUUUCAAACAUCAUCAAUAGUUGUUGCCAUCUCUGCAUGGCAGCAAAACCUCCAAGCUAAAGAACUCAUGACCAUCCAAAAAGUAUGCCUGUAUGUUGGAGGCAGCCAUAUCUAGAGUUAUCAUAAUGUAAUUUACUACUGAAGAAAGCAGUUGUAAUGUUGUAUCAUACUAUUUAGUUUUGCAAUUGGCUAAAUCAUAUGUAAGAAUCUCCACUGACUGCACUAAUGUAUCAUGUAAAUUAUGAUUUUUUCUCUGAUAUUUGAUUGUAUACUGAAAAGAUUAUAAGUUCUGAGCUUUCACAUCACAGAAAUGUUCUUGAUAUAAAAUAUAGCAGUAAAGAGUAAAAAUUCUGCAAAAAGAAUAGGCUACAUAACCCUUUCAAACUCUAAUGUUGUAAAUUCUGAUUAAUUUGUGAGAGUCUAUUUUAGCUUAAAGAUUUUAAAUUGUCUCACAAGCUAGCCUAUUCAGGUAUCACAAUUUUCUUACCUUACUUAGUAAAAGGCCAUUUAUUUGCAUUAGAUUCAACUCUAGACAUUUUUACUUUCAUAACUGAUAUGACCUUUAACAUUUCUCAGGAAAAUAUUGCUUUGAACCCUUGGAAAUGCAUAAAUAAAAAGAAAGGCCUUCACAAUUUGAGACAGAGCCAAGCGCAGGCCUCUCAUAUAACCACAUCCCAAGGCCCAUACCUAAAAUUAGCACACUAGACAAUAACUAAAAGCAAACUUCUUAUGUGUACAAUGAAAGUUCCAUAGUAAUUAAGUCUAUUUUAAGAAUGAAUGGUCCCCAUAUUUUACUGUACUUCUCUGAACAGACUAUACAACACUGCCUGCUAACAUAAUCUAUUCAUCAUACCUAAUAAACAAUAAAAUACUGGAUAUUAAAUAUAUAUGUAAAUUAGAUGUGAUUAUCUUUUCUAAAAGCACCUUUGUUUCUCAUUUGUGGUCUUGUCAGUAGACCCAUAUUAAACUACAAAUAAUGAAUGGUGCAAUGCAAUCAACAACUGAUGAUAUUGAUUUUUUUCUGUGACUUAGAAUGGAAUAGAUGUAUUAAGGUCUGCUAUUGUAUUAGAACAAAGAUUUGUGAAUGUGAAAUGUUUGUACUGGGUAUUUGUAUGUACUGUGUCUUACUAAUAUAUGAAUAAGUAUUUUUCAAAAAGUAUCAUGCUCAUGUUGGUAACUGUGCAUAAUAAUUUUUCCAGUAUUGAUUUUAAUAUAUAAGACUCCUGUAUCACUCCUAAGUAAAAAAAAUAAAAAAAUCUGUAACCUUAAUCUUCAAAAUGUGCUCAAAUUUUUAAAACUUAUUUAAGAUCCAUCUAUUUCUGUAUAUUAUUAUACACAAUGCAAGAGUUUUGUUACAUAUUUUUUUUAAAUAUCUUGUAUCAUCUACAUCAAUGUUAUGUAUAUCAACGAAGAUAUUGCAUACCUAUGAGUGUGACUAUAAGACUAAAUGUAUAUCUUACUAUCUGUGUGAAGAAUCAAGACUACUUAAAUAAAUGGUGGACAUAUCUUGCACACAUGAAGUUCUUUACUUUC
Penaeus indicus is the source of this 4959-nucleotide messenger RNA. RefSeq names its product G-protein coupled receptor GRL101-like. Gene Ontology annotation, molecular function: protein-hormone receptor activity; protein binding; G protein-coupled peptide receptor activity. The transcript has 16 exons. Lineage: Eukaryota; Metazoa; Arthropoda; Malacostraca; Decapoda; Penaeidae. Gene Ontology annotation, biological process: activation of adenylate cyclase activity; adenylate cyclase-activating G protein-coupled receptor signaling pathway; hormone-mediated signaling pathway. The record is from RefSeq and is a predicted model, not a curated record. Gene Ontology annotation, cellular component: plasma membrane. The coding region runs from base 15 to 2450 and encodes 811 amino acids.